UAUAUAAUCUGUAAUGCAGAUAUUUCGUUAAAAAAAGUUGUACUGAUGUCUGAUUUGUCAUUUGAUGAUUUGUGUAUGAAUAAGAGUUAAAUUGAAUGAAUUCGAAUGAAUCAUUAGGAAAUAUUAAUUUGUUUAAUCUAAAAAAAAUCUUUAUUUAAAUCAUAUCUUUAGUCCAUUCACUUGAAAAUCCGUUUUGUCUUUUAGAGUUUUAAAGAAAGAAAGUUUACUAAAAUCACAUUAGUAUAAUGGACACGUACGAAAGUGUGUUGCUUGUUAAAAAUGAAGUUUUUGUCUUUAAAAUACCUCCAAAAACAACGAACCGAGGAUACAGGGCAGCUGAUUGGAAUUUACAAGAACCACAUUGGACGGGGCGUAUGCGUUUAGUUGCAAAAGGAGACGAGUUAAUAAUGAAGCUGGAAGAUAAAGCAUCUGGCGAAUUAUUUGCGAAAUGCCCAAUUGAUAAAUAUCCUGGUGUCGCACUUGAGGCUGUCACGGACAGUUCACGAUAUUUUGUUGUCAAAAUACAGGAUGAUAAUGGAAGAAGUGCUUACAUCGGUCUUGGUUUUGGUGAUAGGUCAGAUUCUUUUGACUUAAAUGUGUCACUGCAAGAUCACUUUAAAUAUAUUAAAAAAGGUCAAGAGACUGAUGAAGGAUCUCAACAACAACUAGACUUGAGUUUCAAAGAAGGUGAAACUAUCAAGAUAAAUAUGAAGAUAACGAAAAAGGAUGGUAGUGAGGCUAGUAGGCCACGGCGCACAGGAGGUGGUGCUGUAGGUUUACUACCACCUCCUCCAGGUGGCUCCAAACUCCCACCACCACCGUCACCCCAACAUGUGCCAACACCAGCUACUGCCACUACUGAAUGGGGAGACUUUAACUCAGCUGGAGCCGCAAGCCAAAAGCCGACAACACCCGCAAAUCAACAGAACUGGGUACAAUUUUGAAAAUGUCUAUUUCUGAAUUUAUAUGUUGAUUUCUGUAAAGUAUAUAGUUGCAAUGCACAAUACUUACGUAAAUUACUUAAUAUAUUUUAAGACCGUUAGCCAGUUAGUUUGCAACAUCAGGUUAUUUUCUCAAGCAAUAACUUAAUUUAAUGUGAAACUUAACCAUAUUAUUCAUGAUAAAACCGUAUAUUCUUUGUGACAUUCAUUAGGAAUUAAAUUUUGAAUGAAAUUACCUAUAUCCAAUAUGGUUUAAGCAUUUCAGUUUUAUAUAUCUAUGUAUUUAAAAAAGUUUUAUAUUGUUUGGUUAGUACUAACACAUAUGCCCUAUUCAUAUUCAUAAAUAUAAAUUUUGUAACAUUCAUGAAUAGGCAAAACAUUAAAUUACCCAUCAUAAAAAGCAAUGAAGACUAAGAGGUUGAUGAACAAUGUUGCCUUUCCAUGCUGCCUUGACACAUUGAUGUUUUUUUUCAUUUGGUAUUAAAAUAGAAACACCUUUUUGAUAAUCUAUGUUGAAAAGGAAAACUUAUUUGUAAAAACAAAGGUUUAUUAGACGAGCUUUAAUGAUUAAAUCUUUUGUAGCUGUCAAAAGAUGUGUUUGUGUUGAUGACACGAUCUAUACACAAACCUGUAUGAACUAAAAAUACAUGCAGUAUUCUUGAGCAUUGUACUUUGCUGCAAAUUUUAGAAACAAUUAAACAUACAGAAGAAACAUUGUGAACAUAGGCUAUGAUUUGUUGUAUUGUCUCAGGAAUAUUACAUUAUUAUUUUAAGCCUAUUAUUAUUUUUAAAGGAUAACUUAAACACUUCAAUGCUUAUGAGAUAUGGAAUCUGAAAAAAAAACUCAUUAUCUGUGUAAGUUGGAGAUUUUUAUAUUUUGUCUGUAGGGCUGUUAAACAUGUGUUGUAGAAUCUAUAUCAUAUGCACCAUGACAGCUACCUGAAUUAUAUUUUAAGUUUAAUCAACUUUGAAUACCGAAUUUACUUAAAAUAUAUUCUGACCUGAAUAGUUUAUUAAAUUUUCUUUAAACAUGUAAUAGAAAUGUCAUAGGACUUGCCAAAUUUGAAAGUUAUGUUUGUAAAAUAUAAACAUUGAAUGUUGAGUUAAAUUUAAAAAGAGAUACUUAUAUAAACAGGUUUCUUUCACACUUCAAAUAAAAGACAUCUUUGAAAUAAUAUAAAUUCAGUCGAAAGAUCUAAAUACACAAGUCCGCAGGUUAUCAAUUCGACCGUUAUAUUGUUUUAGCUACAAUAAAAUGUGACUUUAUCAUUAUUUGUUACAUGACACAUCGCACAUUAGCUAUGCUGAAAACAAAAUUGCGCCAUUUCCCUUGUUCUUGAAUGAUAGUUGACGUUGAAAGAUGACAGUUGGCUGAUUGAUGUUCUUUCAGGUGUUCACGCAAAUUUAUUUUCUUUAAAGAAGCCGUGAGUUGGGUUGGGAGGUAAUAAGUUUGCGUGUCACAUGUAUUAUUACGAAGUGUGAAAGUAAUAUAUUUAAUUUGUAGCUGUUAGGUAUGUUAGGUUUAAUUUUGUGUACAUAUGUACCUAUAAACAUUAAUCUGUAUAUGAUGUAUUACUUAUAAUUUAACCAUAACGUAUUCCCGGCUAAUGUUUGACCAAAUUUUUUUGUUAAACUUAAAUUACUAAAAGUUUUACCUGAAAUAUAAAGACGGGUUCAAUAUAAAUCUGUUUAGGAUAUUUAAAUUAUAAUGUAAGUAGUUUGCGUAGAAUUUUCAGUAGUGUUUAAUAGGAUGUUGCUAAUCAUGAGAUAUCAGUUAGGUAAAAUAAACUAUGUAUAAACAAUCUUUAUUUUCAUACAUAAAGAAUUUGAGGUUCUACAAAAUAUUUGAUGGUGUACAAAAUAAAUGAUCAGUUAUU
Molecule: messenger RNA, 2818 nt
Organism: Pieris brassicae (large cabbage white)
Lineage: Eukaryota; Metazoa; Arthropoda; Insecta; Lepidoptera; Pieridae
Product: NECAP-like protein CG9132
Exons: 5
Coding region: 246-944 (232 amino acids)
Biological process (GO): endocytosis
Cellular component (GO): membrane; clathrin vesicle coat
Source: RefSeq, a predicted model, not a curated record